Cynara cardunculus var. scolymus (artichoke) is the source of this 891-nucleotide messenger RNA. RefSeq names its product actin-like. The record is from RefSeq and is a predicted model, not a curated record. The transcript has 5 exons. Gene Ontology annotation, cellular component: cytoplasm. Lineage: Eukaryota; Viridiplantae; Streptophyta; Magnoliopsida; Asterales; Asteraceae. Bases 4 to 867 code for a protein of 287 amino acids.
AAGAUGGCGGAUUCAGAAGAUAUUCARCCCCUUGUUUGCGAUAAUGGAACUGGAAUGGUCAAGGCUGGAUUUGCUGGAGAUGAUGCCCCAAGAGCAGUUUUCCCUAGCAUUGUUGGGCGCCCACGACACACGGGAGUKAUGGUUGGGAUGGGUCAGAAGGAUGCAUAUGUGGGAGAUGAAGCUCAGUCGAAGAGAGGUAUUCUUACUUUGAAAUACCCAAUUGAACACGGUAUUGUGAGCAACUGGGACGACAUGGAAAAGAUUUGGCAUCACACCUUCUACAAUGAACUCCGUGUGGCUCCAGAAGAACACCCGGUUCUUCUUACUGAAGCACCCCUUAAUCCAAAAGCCAAUCGAGAAAAGAUGACACAAAUUAUGUUUGAAACCUUCAACGCUCCUGCUAUGUAUGUUGCAAUUCAGGCUGUUCUGUCACUGUAUGCCAGUGGUCGUACGACUGGUAUCGUUCUUGACUCUGGAGAUGGUGUCAGCCAUACGGUUCCCAUCUACGAAGGUUAUGCACUCCCACAUGCUAUUUUACGUUUGGAUCUUGCUGGGCGUGACCUGACUGAUGCCUUGAUGAAAAUUCUUACUGAACGAGGUUAUUCCUUCACGACAUCUGCUGAGCGGGAAAUCGUGAGAGAUAUGAAAGAGAAGUUGGCCUAUAUUGCACUUGACUUUGAACAGGAACUAGAAACGGCCAAGACUAGCAGCAUGAAGAUUAAGGUGGUGGCUCCGCCCGAAAGGAAAUACAGUGUCUGGAUUGGAGGGUCGAUCUUGGCUUCCCUCAGCACCUUCCAGCAGAUGUGGAUUGCAAAGGCUGAAUAUGAUGAGUCUGGGCCUUCUAUUGUGCACAGGAAGUGUUUCUAAUAAUCGAAUCAGUUCAGGAGRCGC